ACCGGGCAUCACUCGUCGCUGUGCACCUUCACUCACAGGUUACGCACGGACAUACGUCCAUAAUUAACACUUUUCAAAAUAAAAGCAGCACAGUUGUAUUGCACGCACGACAUAGAUGUUUUUUAAAAUGUAUUUUGUAAUUUGUGAUUGCCGCUGUUCACCUUCACUCACAAUCACGCACGUCGCACAUGCAUACGUCCACACGGAAGUAAUACAAAUAACGCUUUUCAAAACAAAAGCAGCACCGUUGUAUUGCACACUCGACAUAGAUAUAUUUUAAAUUGAAUUAACGGACUGGGACGCACAAAGGGCCGGAUGUGGCCCGCGGGCCGUAAGAUGCCCAGGUCUUCUCUGUACUAAACAUCCUCUACAAUAUGAAUUCAAUUUUUGACAACCCAAGACAAGAUGAUGACUCUUUGGAUAUUCAGAGUGUCCGUUUCUCUUCUCUUCAAAUCCAUCCAGCCAUUUAAAAAAUAAAAAAAAAAAAAAUAUGAACGCUCUUGAUUUCCAUUUUAAAAACCUGAAUUUGGAAAAACAUUUUUCAUUUGUCACAAAUUCAGACACAAAAAGAAUCAACUUACAGAAUUUCAGAUAAAAAUCGAUUGAGGUUGAUAAAAUUCAGGUUUCAAAUUUCAAGUUACAAUAUUCAAGGAAAACGUCGGUCAGAUUUGAUUGCUCAAAUUCCGAUCAAACAAACAAAGUUGAAUAUUCACACAGUCACCGGGAAAUGAGAAGCCAUUGAGCCUUCAUGCAAUGGAACUGACCUUUGGCCUAUCAGAGCACGGCCUGUCUGUCAUGUGAUGUUACUGGGUGAAUAUUUUUAACUUGAAUUUUUCAAUCUGAAUUCAAACAAUCAAAUUUGAUCAGCCUGAAUCUAUUUUAUAUGAAAUUCUUUUAAAUUGAUUUUUUUCACUGACACUCGUAGACAUUAACAGAGUUUAGCAGUCAAAGCUUUACGAUGGAAAACUCCAAAGUUAAACAAAAUAAGAAAGGUAAAAAUAAAGGGGAGAAAACUGUCAUCCAGCCGGAGGUAACCCACCAAACCAAUCUCACUAAAGAGAGUGAGACAUUGAAAGGGGGCCAACUACAACAGGCUGCUACAUCCAUGGAUGCUCCACAACCAGCUGCUAAACCCGAGGUUGCUCCACUGCAAGAUGGUGCUGCACCCAAAGGUUUGGUCCAGCAGGCUGCUACACCAAAAGACCUUCCACAGAAGGUAGAUCCAGCUUCACCUAAAGAUCUUCCACAGAAGGUAGAUCCAGCUUCACCUAAAGAUCUUCCACAGAAGGUAGAUCCAGCUUCACCUAAAGAUCUUCCACAGAAGGUAGAUCCAGCUUCACCUAUAGAUCUUCCACAGCUUGGGGCAGAGCCAUCUUCAAUUGGUGGUCAUGAUAAGAUUCUACAAACACAACACAGCAAGGUGCAGCCAGACACUGUGAUUGCAAUGCAGAGAAACUUUGUGUGGAGGCAAAAGAAAAUCGCAGAAGGAAUGAGUGUUGAGGACACUGUGAAGAAAUAUGUUUUCUUAAAGACACCCAGGGCUGUUGGAGAAGAGGGGUCGGAUCCACUCCACAGCGGCCGUUAGCUUCACUGAUAGCUUUAACCAGAUUGUUCCCAAAGUGUUUGCCCUGGCUCAAGGAAAAUCUCGACUAGCCAAACAGUACUUAGACGCCGGAGAAGAAGCGCUCACUGAGGAUUUACCAGGGUGAACCCAACACACCAUACCCAAUUUUCCAGGUGACCCAGGAAGAAUGGAAGUCUACAUUUUGGGGACAAAGCUCUUGUUCCCUGAAGGUAGACCGUGUCGAGGUGUGUGAAGGCAUGAAGGUAGAGGAAGCAACAAUCUCAUCGUUUUAUUCAUAUUUUGUUUUCAAUUUUGAAUACCAACCCAAAGACAAGAACGCUUUGACCCUCCUCCAGCAAUGUAUUAGGAAAAUGAAUGUGAAGGGGAACUGUAACCAGAAUGAUGAACUUCAUCUUCUAAAUGCCUCAUUUACACCCUUGUGUUCACCAGAGCCCUAAGUGCCAAAGAAAAACAUUUAUUCUCGUGAAGUUGGUCCAACAUGUGGGACUUACUCAUGCCCAUGAGGCAGGCUGCUCGAUCACAUGUGGACUCAAUGCACUUUUUCCAGUUACCCAUCUUUCAGAUGUCAUGUUUAUAGAAAACAUAGAGCUUGCAUUUUACCUACUGGUGGUCCUAGUGAAAACCCUGCUUCUGAAGAUGAACA
Molecule: messenger RNA, 2228 nt
Organism: Etheostoma spectabile (orangethroat darter)
Lineage: Eukaryota; Metazoa; Chordata; Actinopteri; Perciformes; Percidae
Product: PML-RARA-regulated adapter molecule 1
Exons: 3
Coding region: 959-1585 (208 amino acids)
Source: RefSeq, a predicted model, not a curated record